AUGCUCCGCGGGAAAGUAGAUCCGAAAAAAGAAGAACAGGUGAGCGAUGAUGAAGUUUUUAUACGAAGACACGUUUUUUAGGACCGUCUAACUGGUAUCCUGCUCGACAUGCUCAAAGAAGAAGAAAACAAGUAUUGCGCCGAUUGUCAAGCUAAAACUCCGAGGUCAAAUUUUUUAAAAUUCUUUUUACAAUCUUCCUUUUGAAAUGCCGGUACUUAUUUCACCCUUGUUCUUAAUUUUCGGAACCACAUCUAGUUUUACUGAACUUGAUAGCAGCUAUGUAACUGCUGAAAGUCUCAAAUGAGCAGAUUCCGGUUGAAAAUUUGACCGAAGUCAAUCCCUGGCGAUUAUAUAGUGGCUAGCGAAUGACUUCGUUCAUAUUGCCCGUGAAACUUCGAAAAACCGAAUUUCAUACUUAUUUAUCCCAUUGCAUCAAUUUUUUCUAGAUGGGCAGCUUGGAAUCUCGGUGUUUUCAUAUGUAUUCGUUGUGCGGGAAUUCAUCGAAACCUCGGAGUCCACAUUUCCAAGGUUUGUUGAGGAUUCAAAGGGCGACGAAAGUUUCAUCUUGGCUUUUACAUUAAAAUAGACUUUCUAUUUCUCUCUGACCCUUCGAACAAAUUCUGAAAAACAAGAACGCCAAAAACUAUUCAAAAUUUUAACUUUUCUUCGCCAUUUAAUCGAACUCAUUUGCUUGUUUAGGUUCGAUCUGUGAAUCUGGAUUCUUGGACGCCAGAUCAGGUGCAAACUAUGCGUGUAAUGGGUAAUGAGAAAGCUCGGAGGGUAAUUUUUUGUUCUAAAUGAACGAAAAAUCGUCCCUUUUUGAGGUUUACGAAGCGGAAUUACCCGAAAACUUUCGGAGGCCCACCUCCGACAGUCAAAUGGAGCAGUUCAUUCGUAGUAAAUACGAACAAAAAAGGUUUUUCAGAGCUUUUUAGAAUUCUUCUUUUCGAACAGAAAUAUUCGAAAAUCAUCAAAUCAAAUGAACCAAAAGUUUUACGUUCAUUCUAACCGAUGAUCAAAGUCCGAAAGUCAAACAUAUUUUUUUAAAUGCGGCGAAUUUUAGGUAUCUUCUGCGCGGCUUCACUUAUCCGAAAGUCGACGCGUCGGAAUUGCCGAAAAGUGUGCCUGUUCGUGGUCCGGCCAUUAUCAAAAAGCCCAUAACCAAUGUUGAUGUCAAUUAUUCGGGGGUUCGUUUUUUCUACACUUUAUACUGAAAAUGUUCGAGCGUUACUUAGAACAUUUUUGUGGACACUGUAGAGGUUUUUCAAGGACUACAUGGAAAUUUCGUUUUGGAGCAAUCUCCCCUAGGUCUAUCUACUAUAAAAGCAUUGAUUCAUAAUUCGAUGCUCACCGCGCGCACAGCCCUUGUUGGACCUCUAUUGUGCCCAAUAGUUUUUAACCUCGUAGGUGGUCAUAAAUUUAACCACUAAAAUGCCACUAUGACGUCAAAAAAAUGUGAUAGUGGUCAUUGAGAAUUUUCUCAAACAAUUCACUCUUUUGAAAUUUUCAGAAGUUGUCUCCAAGUCAGCCGAAUGGCAACAUUCAAAGCAAAACGGUAUGUUACUAUAUUUUCUAUUUUUUUGUUUUAAGAUUUUCAGUUUCCAGGUUAACGAUCUGCUCGAUUUUUCGGGUCCUUCUGAAACAGUGUCGGCUGGACCGCCGCUGGUCGACAAUUUAUUCGCCGAUUUUGCUGAUUUAUCGAUUCAACAAGUUUGGAUUUUCUUGUUAUCCCAACUUAUAGUCCGUUUUUCGCGACUUGAAAGGGCGGCACUUCUCAGCGCCCUACUCGUUUUUUGACGACUCUCUGAUUUUGAAUUGAUAUUUUCAUGUAUCACUGACCUCGCCGGUGAGGGAACAGAAAGACGCAGACACCCGGGAACUGUCAAGUCGCGGCGGGCGGACUAUAUUUUCGAAUUUUACAUUACAACUGUAUUGAAUAGAUGAUGAUGUCAAAAAACAGGUAUAAAAGCGUUGCACGUUUUCAGCAACAGUCGCCAAACCCAGCCCCGUCCGACGACUUUGACGACUUUGGCUCUUUUGUCUCGGCUUCAACGGCUGGGAAUUCGAGCAAUCAGACGGCCAAUGGUCAAGAUUUCGCCGACUUUGCUUCGGCGUCGCAACCGCCCGUCAACCUUUCCCCGACAGAACCGGCGGCCGCGUCUACCGGUGACAUCAAGCGCUCCAACGCUGACAUUCUUUCCCUGUUUGGUCCGUCGUUGGCUGGAGGAGGUCGUCCUCCAAACUCACUGGCCAAUGGAACUGCUCCGGUUCUGGUCGCGCCUGGGGGUUUCACCGCCUUUGGAAUUCAGGUCAAGCCAUUCCAGCCUUCCUUUCCUUUGCAACUAAAUAGCAGCCCCGUUGGGCUGUUACGUCACAAGUUUGGGAAACGGGUGCUCUAUGGGUGCUACGGCCGAUCACCCGGCAUUUUUUAACUUUUCGAAUGAUCUUGCCGAUUCACGGCUAACUUUGGACGCAAAGAGGCGUGGCCUGUCUGCGCUCUCCUCUAACGAGGCACUGUCUCUUUUCUUAUCGUGUCACCUUUCUUUCGAUGUUUCAAGCCAGCCGUGUAUCAGCUACACUACCGUAAGAAAAGAUACGAAAAAAACGCUUAUUUGAUCAUAACUUUCUUGUACGGAGUUUGAUCUUUCUAAGACCUUCUGUAGUGGGAUGAAAGUUCUUUGUAUCACUCUGGUGGCAUUUCAAUUCGCAAAAAAAAACGCAGCUUAGAAAGUUAAGAAAAAAAAACGAUGAAAUUUUGAGCAAAAAAAAAAUGUUCGUAUCUUUUCUGGCAGUACUGUAUAUCACAAACAGAGCAAGAACUUCGUUUUUCAAAAAAUAAAGUUCCGAUUUUUUCCCACUUCUCGCUUUGGAAUAUCAAAACACAGUCAAAUCUCAUCAAAAAAAAGAUCCACUUACAGGCAGCUCCUCAGUCUGCACAGCAGUCAUAUUUGCCCAACGUGCCAAUUUCGCAAGCAACGACGACUUAUGACGCGUUCGGCGGCCUCGGAAGCGUUAACUUGACCCCUUCCCAACAGUUUCCACAGCAAUCACAACCUAUGAUGGCCCAGCAGUUCGGUGCAUUCCCACCCCCACAACUCUCUUCCGGUUUCGGAAUGGCCGCUUACGGCGCUUCUCAGCCAAAAGUCUCCUUGCCGACGUCGACGACAACCUCUGCCGCCGGUUUCAGCAUUCCCAACAAGAACAAUGCUUUUGCUGACUUAUCACUUGGCAAGGUGUGUACGCAUUUUCUUCUCUAGUUCAUUCGCCCCAGAUUGUAGUAGAGCUUCAGAAGUUCUCGGCUGCGAUUAGAAUUAAGGACAAAAAGCCGUUUCUAGAAAUGACGUACUUCUCAUCGAUUCUCAAAUUAUUAAAAAUAUUUGAGUCACUUCAGUUUCACUUAUGUGGCUCGCCAAACUACCAAAAAAAAAAAAUCAGCGGUCCUAAUGUUUUCUUCUUGUCUUAAAGGUUAUGAAGACUUCGUACGGACAGAGCGCAAUACACCCGGCUCAACAGCCAAUCAAGGCUCCUUCACCGUCGGGUGUGCCGACGACCAAGUCAGCCGCUGUCAUUUCCGACGACCCGUUCGGCAUGUUCAACACGGCGCCACCGUCCAUUACCGCCGCCACUACCACCACAAACUAUUCUUCAACGAACUUCGACGAUUUGCUCGGCCUCUAG
Caenorhabditis auriculariae is the source of this 3678-nucleotide messenger RNA. NCBI's taxonomy places the organism in Eukaryota, Metazoa, Nematoda, Chromadorea, Rhabditida, Rhabditidae. The record is from the annotation of a GenBank genome assembly.